Molecule: messenger RNA, 3379 nt
Organism: Cydia fagiglandana
Lineage: Eukaryota; Metazoa; Arthropoda; Insecta; Lepidoptera; Tortricidae
Product: scavenger receptor class B member 1-like
Exons: 13
Coding region: 52-1605 (517 amino acids)
Cellular component (GO): membrane; cytoplasm
Molecular function (GO): scavenger receptor activity
Source: RefSeq, a predicted model, not a curated record
GACAACGCCGUCCUCGAAACGUCGGAGUGGAUCGAAUGUUGCCAAUGAGCCAUGGCGUUCAACACGACCCGAGAAGCCAAGUUGAUGGCGAGAAGAAGACUGAUGAUCGCCUUUUUUGUUGGAGUUCUGUGCAUCAUCAUAUCAGCGAUACUGAUGGCCAUCAAUCCCGUCCACAUCAUAGCUAAGUUUCAAACACGCAUUGCCCCCAACUCCCUCCCAUACCACCUACUCCAGUCAGAGGUGGAGGGGGUCCACGUGAAGGCAUACCUCUUCAAUGUCACCAACCCCGUGGAGUUCCUGAGCGGGAGGGACCAUAAGAUGAAGAUGCAGGAGAUCGGCCCUUUUAGCUACAAAGAACUUCGCUCCAACGAUGAUUUAGAGCUGGACCUAGAAGAAGGUGUGGUGCGAUACACGCCCAACGUGAAUGUAGAGUUCGUUCCUGAGGAGUCUAUCGGACGCCCAGAGGACAUCAAUGUCACCAUACCUAACAUUGCUAUGCUGAGCAUGACGGCCAUGAUGUCCUCAUACCCAUUCUGGACGCGGUUCGGCUACAACGCCUUGCAGAAACAGGUCGACUCACGAGCGAUCAUAACUGUCCCGGCACACGAGUACUUGUGGGGGUACGACGAAGCCCUCAUCACCGUGGGGAACACGUUCAUGCCCGGAUGGAUACACUUCUCCAAGAUGGGGAUCAUGGACAGGCUAUACGACAAGACGGUCCCGAAUCGGCUUGUAGUUGGUGCAAGAGAUGCUGAUAAGUUUGAGAUUAAGUCCUUGAACGGAGUCAGUGGACUACGGCCCUGGGGGUACGAGGAUAAUACGACCAGAACAAAAUGCAACACCUUCAUCAAUGCAUACGAGGGCGUGGCUUACCCGGACGACAUGACCCCUGACAAGGAAAUCCGGAUCUUCCGGAACGUUCUGUGCCGGUUCCUGGAGCUGGACUACCAGGAGCAAAUCACCAUGGACUUCGGAGCUGAUGCGUUGGUGUACAAGAUCAGCAACCGGACGUAUUCACCAGGGAAGGACAACGAGUGCCUCUGUGGCAAGGGGAUCUGCAUGGACGGACUGUCGGAUCUCUCGCCGUGUUUUUAUGGUCUGCCUCUCGCCAUGUCCAACGCGCACUUUCUAAACGCGCCUCCUGAAAUGUACGAGCGGAUCGAUGGCCUUCAACCGGACGAGGCCAAGCACGGAGGACGGUUUCUCAUUGAACCGCAAAUCGGAGCCGUAAUAGAGACGGAGUUCACAGUGCAGGUGAACAUCGUGAUGGGAGAUGUCAGCUUCAAUGAUGAGGCCAAAGCCAUGUCCGGCAUGGUUGUGCCGGUUGGAUACUUUAAAAUUAUACUCCCAGCUCUGCCUGAACACACCAAAGAUCAGCUCAAUCUCAUGUAUAAGACUGGACCUGCCAUCUUCUUAGCGGUCGAGAUAUCACUGUACAUCCUCGGCACCCUUCUCAUAACCUAUUCCUUCGUCCAAGUCUGCAGAACGUGGCUCUGCGCUGAUGAAAGAGCUAUUGAGUACCAGACCCCGAGUGAUGAGAAGAAAGCGACGAUACUGUGCGUCCCGUUGAUGGACUUUGAUUCUAAAAGCAAUAGUUUCUUGUGAUAAGUCUAGUUGAGGACCCAGCUGUGUCAUCAUCAUUAGACAACGAAUGUAAUGCGUUUAGACAGCGAACAUCGAAAAUCGAAUUUUCGUUGUCUGCUUUUCUAUCGCUCUUGCAUUAGGUAAUAGAGAUACCGAAAUUUCGAUUUUCGAAGUUCGGAGUUAAGGCCUCAGUAGGCAGGGAACCUUAUGGGUGAAAUAGGUGAAAGUAAAGUUGAACAAAACUAUUAAAUUUUCGGCAAAUCAUGAAAAAAUUUAGCGACAACUCAAAGAAAGUUGAAUAUAAGUGAACUUUUAUAUUUUGUCGAAUGAAAGGAUAAGGUGGUUGUAUUGCCUCACUGCGCAUAAUUGCCGUAACUGUAAUUAACCAAGCAAAGCAGAGGCAAAUCUGACAUAUUCCGUGUACAGCAAAUUUGCAUAGGGCUGUAAUAAAGCUUGAGACUAUUAUACUUAUAUUUUUUUACAGGUGGGACUGAAACAGGAGCAAAUAUUUAAACGAGUAGAAUUCUUAAGUAAUUAAGUGAUUUAAACACAAUAAAAUUGUGAAAUUUUUUGCUCGUGUUUUAGACCAUCCCGUAUAUUAGGCAUAGUUUAUACGUUGAUAGGUGCUAGCCGUAGCAUAUAAUUAUGAUAAUCAUAAAGGUGCGUUUUAAUGUUUGUCAGCAAGCAAGUCACGGCAUGUGACUUGCCACACAUGGUAACUGAUGUGCUAUCGAAAAGUUUCAUAAAUUGCGAAAUUUUGAUAUCUAGAUAAUAUUUUAGAAAUCUUUGGAAACUUUCCGCAAGUUGCAUAAAUAAAAACGCACCAAAAUAUUUAAAAUGUACCUAAUACAGGGUUACACCGUUUUGCUCAAGCAGUGAUAUUUUGCACUAGAAUAAAUAAGAGUAUUUAAGUCAUUUGUAAAUUUAAUUUUAAUUUACAAGGGGAAAUGCGUUUAAGGAUUUUAAGUAUUUAAUACUGAUCCAUUUAGGUUAUUUUAGGGUGUAUUCCUAUCUGUCCCCGUCCCACGUGAUCAAGGUGGGGACAGAUGGGAAUACACAUUUAGAAAUAAAUAUUACUGUGAUACGUGGAGGCACGUAAAACAUACUUACCUAAUAUUUAUAUAGGUACUUAAAUUGAGCAAUUUUUUGUGUUCAUUAAUAGACUUUUAUUAUAUUACCACCUAUAGAUUAUCUUAAAUAAUCCAAAUAAAUAUGAUAUCUAUAGUUUGUCAAAGGACUGUCUCAUUUGAAUGAUAGAUAGAGAUAAUCAUACUAUCUUUGUCUUGCACUAGUACCCAGAAGAAAAGGUUGAGUGUAGUUUUCCUGGUUCUUACUGACUGACAAAUUGGUUUGACCAACUAUAUAUUUGCCAUUAUCACAAAUGUUUAAUAAAAAAAAUAUAUUUAAUUCUAUUGCAGAUUGUGUUUAAGUUGUUUAACGACAUUGAUAAAUUUCACAUAAUUGCCAAUUUCUUGCGAAAAAUAUAAGUAUGCUUUUCUAUAUUUUGAUUGAUAUUUUAUCGAUUGUUGAAUAAAUGUUCUAUUUUACUUACUUAGUAAUUAAAUACGAAUUCGUAAAUAUUAUUUUCAAUACGUCCUCACACUCCAUGUAAAUAUUAUAAGUAGGUAGAUAAUUUUUUUGGUUUCGGAUUUAUAUAAAUUAUAUUUUAUACAAUUUUAAAAAUAAUAUGUUGAAAAUAAAAAAAGGAACAAAGGUACAAAAAUAAGCUAUUGUAAAUAAAAAAAUUAUAAUAUGAAAAUUACACCUUUCCUUUACAAAACCUUUUUCGCGAUAG